GAGGCUUAUCCAGUUCCUUUUCCCUUUCUCUAUCUCUUCGGGCAGUCCAUAUCCGAGAAAAUACCCCUAAUCUUGAUUUUUCUCCGCAACCAAACAACUCCACCUCGAAUAUUCGCACACCGCUCACUCUUUCGCGUCACAUUACAUAUGGCCUUUCCCAAUCAAUUCAACCUCUAACUCCACCAUUCUCCGCUCAUCGGCAUCCUCCGUACGAUGUCCCUAAUCGCGCCGUCCGUCGAAGUCUCCUCCAUUUCCGGCCUCCGCCUGGAAUUCCCGGCCUACUUUAUCCCAAGGAGUGUCGGAAACCAAACAGUGCUUAAGAAGAACAGCAGGGGCGGGGUUAGGGUUUGCUCGAGGAUCAAAGAUUUUGAGGUUGGAAUAUCAGAACUAGGUCAUCGUAAUAUCGGGUUGUACGACGUGUUAGCAGCAGCUCCGGUGAAUCUCAGCACAACGUCGUUGCCGCCGAAGAAGAGCAAGGAGGAGGAGGAGGGGAAGCAGGAUUACUACGUGAACACGGGGUAUGCGAUUCGGACUCUGCGCGAGGAAUUUCCAGAGCUGUUCUAUAAGGAACUCACUUUUAAUAUAUACAGGGAGGAUAUUGUCUUCAGAGAUCCACUCAACACUUUUGUUGGAAUUGAGAACUACAAGGCAAUUUUCUGGGCCCUACGAUUCCAUGGAAGAAUAUUUUUUAAGGCCUUGUGGAUUGACAUCAUUAGUGUGUGGCAGCCUGUUGAGAACAUCAUUAUGGUCCGGUGGACUGUCCACGGCAUCCCCCGUGUACCAUGGGAGAGGCAUGGUAGAUUUGACGGUACUUCCGAGUACAAACUGGAUAAGCACGGGAAGAUUUAUGAGCACCGAGUUCAUAACAUCGCUCUGAAUGCACCACCCCCAAAGUUUCGAGUACUUGCUGUUGAUGAAUUGCUCCAAUCUAUUGGAUGCUCGUCAACACCAAAGCCCACUUAUUUUGAGAUUUCACCCUCUCCAGUGAUGAAUUCCUUGCCUUUAUUGGUGAAACUCGCAUGGGUUAGAGAAUACCUGACUUCCAUUUUUGCCUCUUCUCAAAGACACGAGGGAGGAUCAUCAACGAAGUAGGUGCUUAAAACCUCCAGAUUUUGGUGUAUGUUGGUGUAUUAUAUUGAGCUUUCACACCCUCUUAGGUUGUGUUUGGAUCAUGGACAUGUGGAGAAAUUUAUGGAGAGAGGGAAGAGGAUUAUGAAAAUUUGAGAAGAUCAUGAAGUGAAGAGUAAAAAAAGUGCAUUCCUAUGGGCUGGCUGUUUGUUUUCCUUUCUGUUCGAAUCCUAUCUUGAGUUUUUGAAUUAGUUGCUCUGUAUCGCAACAUGUCCCUGGUGUAAAUUUUGAGUGCUGUUUAGCCACUUCUUGUGACCUCUAUUUGUAGAGCAUGCUGAAAAUUCUCUGGGAGUUGCCAAGACUCAUAUUUUUAGUUCUAGCAAAUUUUAGGACUUGUCACCUCGCUGGGUAUACUUACUAGACUUCAUGUGGGCAUGUAUUAAGAUUGUGUAUAUAUAUUUCGUUGUAGAGAGGAAUGGUUAUAGCAAGUUACCUUUUCUUUGUUUGUAA
This is a messenger RNA of Rhododendron vialii, 1578 nucleotides long. RefSeq lists its product as uncharacterized. Lineage: Eukaryota; Viridiplantae; Streptophyta; Magnoliopsida; Ericales; Ericaceae. The record is from RefSeq and is a predicted model, not a curated record. The coding region runs from base 214 to 1092 and encodes 292 amino acids. The transcript has 2 exons.